Messenger RNA from Calliphora vicina (urban bluebottle blowfly), 1457 nucleotides. Its product is annotated as transcription factor Adf-1-like. The record is from RefSeq and is a predicted model, not a curated record. Lineage: Eukaryota; Metazoa; Arthropoda; Insecta; Diptera; Calliphoridae. The transcript has 3 exons. The coding region runs from base 554 to 1390 and encodes 278 amino acids.
UAAGGGAAUUCGCUGCCUUCGAGAGUUUUGCGUUUAAAUCCGUUUCUCAAAGUUUGCAUUUGCCACAUGCCUUCGGUUUGGUUAUAGCUUGUAACAUAUGCCUUGCAUGGUGGAGUACCAAACAAAACUCAUUUUUGGAAAUUGGUGAAUAACCAUAUAAAACUCAAUUUGGAAAUUGGUGGAGAGCAAAAUAAUUAGAAGUUUAGUUCGAGAGUUUCCUCUUCCCAUAUGAAGUUAUAAGUGGAUUGGCAGUUCUUGGAUAAGGCUCUUCCCAUUCGUAAGCCGUAAUUUGUGAUGGCAUUAUGAAUUUUUUCGAAGCCAAUUUGUUUUCUUAAACAUUUAAGUGGGCGAUUUAGCCCUAAACAAACACAAAUAAGAAAGUUAAGUAGGUAUAGUAAUAAUUUGGUUUGGUCGUUAAAACUUUCCAAAACAAUUUUCACUAAAAUCUGUUUUAUAAAAUAUAUUUGGUCAAUAACUGCACAAAAAAUAUUAAAAACAAUAAGUUUAGUAAUAAAUAGUUUACUAUCUACAAAAUACAAGUUUUGGAGAUAUAAUGUCGGUACCAGUUAAACGUAAACGUGGAAGGCCACGUUUAGAUGAACCGAAGGAAAUUAAAGAUUUUGACAAUAACCUUAUUCUUGAAUUUAAAAAAUGUCCCGCUUUUUACGAUCGGCAACAUCCUCAACACCGCAAUCGGGAGUACACGGAUCGUGUUUGGCACCGUAUAGCUCAAAAUCUGAAUGUAUCGGCUAAUCUUGUAAAGACACGAAUGCUGCAGCUUCGAAAUCGCUUUAAUUUAGAAAAACGACGCGUCGAAGCUAUGAAGGAGCAACAACCUCGCAGUUCCGUAGCAUCACACUGGUCCCUUUAUGAAAGAUUAUCAUUUCUCAGUGAUUAUGUAAAAACUCGUCGUCCCUAUUCUCUGCCAAUAAGCUGUAACACUAAAGCUGAUUCUACAGCUUCAUCUAGUGAUAUUGAUGAAGAAGAAAAUGAAGAAGAGGAUGAAGGCGCAAAAACGCAGGAGAGUGCCAUAAGUUCUAAUCAGAUAUUAACAAAUGGUAAUCUGUCCAAUAAUAUCCGAAAUGCUGAUGACUUUUCUACUAAUGAAAACAAUUUGGCUACUGAAAUCGGAACUUCACAAGUUAAUCGAACUUCACAUCAUCGACUGGAGGCAGCCAAUGACUUUGGAAACAAAUAUAAAGCAUUUGGUCAGUUUUUGGCAUCUUCGCUUAUAGAGAUGAACGAGAUUCAAGCAUUGGGUUUGGUAGAAAAAUUCACUACGGAACUUGUAAAAUACCUGAAAACUGAGGAAAGAAAAAAGGAGUUGAUUAAGUCAUCUCAAAUCAGUAAUACAGGUGGAGAUGAUGAAAAUAGUUUAACGGUUUAUUGAUGUACAUUGUGUAAAUAAAAAGGAUAAUGAAAAACAUAAUAAAUAAACGAAGAGAAUUUACUAUGAA